UUCCCGUCUUGUCCUGCUUGCAAUCACCAUCACCUUGCAACAAAGAUGAGUAGCGUUUUACGAAGUGGUCCUUCUCGACAGCCUUCUCUGUCAUCUACAACGGGAGGAUCAGCUUCAGGAUCAUCUUCCACUGCAGGUAUACCUUCUUCCAUCAAUACUCAAUCCACCCUUUCAACGCUGUCAACCAAUACACCAAUCCAACGAUUCAGAAAGUUAGUAUGGGAUGCCACAAUUCCAAUCUCAGUAACUGUAGAAUCAGCGGAUUUAGCAAGUUUUGGAGUGGUUGACAGAUCUAUAGAAACAUAUUAUGUUCGUGCACCUCGGAUAUCCUACCUGCCGCUGGUCUUGCAAGAAGUUCGUGCUAAUUUAUUGUCGAUCAUGGUCGACGAUGCCAUCUUAGCAAAUAUCAAAGAAGAAGACUUUUGGCUCACGUACGAAGGUGUACCACUCCGGUGGCAUUGGCCGAUUGGGCUUUUGUACGACUUUCAUGCAGUCAAUAUGGCACCUACGACGCACAAGAAUUCCUCUUCAAGCUCGAACUCAGUGAACACAAUUACCAGUACAAUGAGAAAGCUUAGCACUGCUCCUUCUGUCGCUUCCAGUGCUGGCAUUCCAUCUGUGGACGGAUACUUCUCUCCGCCUUUACCGGACAAUUCGUCAUUUACUGCACCUAAUCCGCAAUUGCCAUGGCGACUAGUAUUACGCAUCGGGAAUGCACCUCUGGACAAGAUUCAUUCUGCUCCUGGACUGGACAAUUGUAGAUCAAGCUUUAUGAGCAUGGUAAAAGAAGCGGAUCAUGUGCGAUAUGGAAGUACGAAAAGGGUAGUCAAUCUACGAAGAACAGAACAAGAUCAACUUUGGGAUGGUGUUAUUCAACAUGAUUUUGACGUAUUUUGGUCUGUGGCUUCAAAAUUGAUUCCCAAUGCUCAACAAACAGCGAAUACACAAUCGACAGACACGGCAGGUAGUAGCCUAUCUCCUUCUCGAGCGGCAUCUUUCUCGUCCGCAGCAGGUGAAAGCGUUACCGGUGCUGAAAAGUACACAGCGACGUCAAGUCAGCUUACCGCUCGACCAUCACUUAUGCAACAAUAUAAUGAAAGUCAGACAAGUCUUCACAGUGCAGCGCCAAGCGAGACGAAUAUGAGCGUAGCAGAGAGUGCAGUCACGACAGGGAAAGCCAGUACUUCUGGUGGUGGAUCUUCAUCCUAUAGAAGUUUACCGAUGCGUUUUCAUUUGGUCAAUGGAGCACCCGUAGUACAAGAACCUGUUGCGCCUUACACUGAAGAUGGCAAGCCGAACACGCUGCAUUCAAUUUUAUCUGCACUCUUUCCACUCCUCUUUCCGCCCACUCCAACAUUCUCGCCUUCUUCCACUCCUGCUCCUCCGCCUCCAUUGGCUUAUGCGGUUGUUCAAGGUAUCCGAAUUCCUCUAGAUGCAGAAAUACCCUGGAUAGGAGCACUUUUAGGUUCAGCAGACGGAUGGGUGGCAGUUUGUAUACAUUUAUUGGCAGAAGGUGAAAAGUUGUAAUUCAAUGAUGAUGUAAAUGAUUAUACCCCUUUGUUCAAUCCCAACAUUCUUCAAUCCAACGUCCUUGUGUUUCAAUUUGGUUGAUGUAGUCUUCUGCUUGCUCUUCUUGCAUUUUGCCAUGCGUACAACAGGCUUCAACGAUACUUGCACGAACGGCUUGCGGCAUCUUGCCUGCACUUCCACAAACAUAAACAAGCCCUUUAGGAUUAGAGAUUAUCUUCCAUACCUGUUCGCUUUCCUUACUGAUAAGAUCUUGUACGUAAAUCUUUUCCUCUUGAUCGCGUGAGGCUGCAAGGUAUGGUGUGAUGCAUCCUUUCGAAGCGAGGUCGUUCCACUCUUCUCCAAACAAAAAGUCUUUCGCUUGAUUGCGGAACCCAAAGAAGCACAAAUUAUCUUUAGCCUUCAUUGAACCGUUUAGAGUUGCGUAUCGAUC
Meira miltonrushii is the source of this 1960-nucleotide messenger RNA. RefSeq lists its product as uncharacterized. The transcript has a single exon. Bases 46 to 1527 code for a protein of 493 amino acids. Lineage: Eukaryota; Fungi; Basidiomycota; Exobasidiomycetes; Exobasidiales; Brachybasidiaceae. Gene Ontology annotation, biological process: C-terminal protein lipidation; nucleophagy; autophagosome assembly. Gene Ontology annotation, cellular component: Atg12-Atg5-Atg16 complex; phagophore assembly site membrane; cytoplasm. The record is from RefSeq and is a predicted model, not a curated record.